Triticum turgidum subsp. durum (durum wheat) is the source of this 729-nucleotide messenger RNA. Lineage: Eukaryota; Viridiplantae; Streptophyta; Magnoliopsida; Poales; Poaceae. The record is from the annotation of a GenBank genome assembly.
AUGGGCGCGGGGCUUGGUUCGUCGGCUGCGUUCUCCGUGUCGUUGUCGGGCGCGCUGCUGACGGCAGCAGGCGUGGUUCAUCCUGAAAGCGCCGUUGGCGGAACAGAGUGGCAAUUGUUGGGGAAGGAUCAUCUUGAGCUGGUUAACACGUGGGCGUUCCAGGGGGAAAAGAUCAUUCAUGGCAAGCCUUCUGGCAUUGACAACGCUGUCAGCACUUUUGGAAGCAUGAUCAAAUUCAAGAAGGGAGAAUUGACGAACCUCAAAUCCGGCAAUCCAGUCAAAAUGCUCAUUACUGAUACAAGGGUUGGUAGGAACACCAAGGCUCUGGUUGCUGGUGUGUCUGAAAGAGCAUCUAGGCACCCCGAUGCUAUGGCUUCCGUCUUCCAUGCAGUGAACACCAUUAGUGAAGAGCUUUCCAGCAUUGUCGAGUUAGCUGCUACUGAUGAGAUAGCCAUGACCUCAAAGGAAGAAAAGCUGGCAGAACUCAUGGAGAUGAACCAAGGGUUGCUCCAGUGCAUGGGAGUCAGCCAUUCUUCUAUAGAAACCGUGCUGCGCUCGACAUUGAAGUAUAACUUGGUCUCGAAGCUCACCGGAGCUGGUGGUGGAGGCUGUGUUUUGACGUUGAUACCAACUCUUUUGGAGAAGGUCACCACGGAGCUAGAAUCGCAUGGUUUCCGCUGCUUCAAAGUCGAGGUCGGUGGACAAGGUCUUCAGAUUCACCAAGGAUAA